Messenger RNA from Exaiptasia diaphana, 807 nucleotides. RefSeq lists its product as uncharacterized. The coding region runs from base 82 to 792 and encodes 236 amino acids. The transcript is spliced from 5 exons. The record is from RefSeq and is a predicted model, not a curated record. NCBI's taxonomy places the organism in Eukaryota, Metazoa, Cnidaria, Anthozoa, Actiniaria, Aiptasiidae.
UAUCCCAAUGUAUUCUUCCGGACUCCCUGUGUAGCUUUUUGGCAUAGGAGACUGGUACCUUGUAGGGUCACGAGAGGGAACAUGGCGGAUAUGUCAGUACUUCCUUUUUUCUUUAUUAUUUCUCUUUCUUUGCAUCUAGCUAUAGCAMAAAAAUGCACAAAACUGGAUACUUGUAGCUGUAAAAUGGAUGAUGGAUCGGGUAUUGUUAGCUUACAAGAUUUGGAUGACAAAAGUGGCGUCCCAAAAUCAGAAUUCACAAAAAUUCCUCAGUCUGGCUCUAGCUCAUUUGCAUUUUCAUGGAAUCCUUGUACAACAAUAAGUAGUAUAGCUGCGUGCAAAGAUAGCAAUUCAUGUCAAGUUGAUAUUGGUGGGUCCAAGUAUGGUAAUUAUCCUGCUGGAAGUUCGGAUACUAGUUUCACCAUGGAUUCAGGUGGAAAUCCUGUAAUAACAUAUAAAGCGAUGAUAACAGGGGGUCACUCAAGAUCUUCAAUAAUCACACUCUCAUGUGACAAGACACAAGCAGUAGGAGAUUUUGGCCAAGGUUUUACUGAAAAUAACCCAGACACAAGCACUAGUCAAUAUACAGCUACAUUAUCAUCAAAGUGCGCUUGUGCUGGUGUAUGUAAAUAUUCUCCAAGUUAUACUCCUGAAGGUUCAACUGGACAUUUAAGUGUUGGUAGCAUCAUACUUAUUGUGUAUGUAUUAAACAGUGUCCUUCACAGUUCCCUGUGCCAUCUUGAAAGGUAUCCGYGCCUUUGCAUCGAAGCAAGACAACCCUUGCCUAUGCAAUGAUAGAAUAAUUGUCUG